AUGAAUAAGCCAGUUCUGAAAAUUGUACAUGAAUGUAACAAUUAUUUUCUGAUAAACAAGCCUCCUAAUGUACUUUCACAACCUGGAAAUGUUCAUCGUUGGAUUUACCAUGGACUUUAUAAGAACCAACAUGUCAAUACGCCCAAAGUUCUGUUAGACGAAUUGAAAUCCCAGAGCAGCACUAGUAAAAGAGAUUUUGAUAGUUGGAGACUAGUACACAGGCUGGAUAGUUGUGUUUCAGGAGGGUUGCUCGUCGCUACAAACAAAAAUGCUGCAAAGUACUUCUCGAGGAAUCUGAAAGAGGGCGGUAAUAAAGGUUAUAAGAUUGAUAGGAGGUAUGUAGCCAUGAUAGACAACCCAGGUAAGGGUGAUCCCAAAUAUCUGAAUGAAUACGGUAUAAUCGACAAGAUGGGAAUGGUAUCCAAAUACAGAAGAUUUGAUGAAAAAUGUAUACUUGUUGAGCUCUCCACUGGACAAAAACAUCAGAUUAGAAAGCACCUUUCCCAUAUUUUAAAACAACCAGUUUUGAACGAUGUUAAAUACGGUGGUCCACUAUUACCACAUACCGAUCCUUUACAGAUAGCAUUACAUGCAGCUUGUGUUAAAACGAAGAUUGGUUUACAAAAGAGAGAACAUCUGAUACCAAUGACAUUUAACAACAAUGGUAAGCUGUGGGAUCGUCGAUAUUUGGACGAAAAAGGGAAUUUCAUUCCCGAGAUUCAAAAGAUGCUUUUGGAAGAGUGGACAUUCUAA
Messenger RNA from Zygosaccharomyces rouxii, 753 nucleotides. RefSeq names its product pseudouridine synthase PUS5 (gene PUS5). The record is from RefSeq and is a predicted model, not a curated record. Gene Ontology annotation, biological process: pseudouridine synthesis. Lineage: Eukaryota; Fungi; Ascomycota; Saccharomycetes; Saccharomycetales; Saccharomycetaceae. Bases 1 to 753 code for a protein of 250 amino acids. Gene Ontology annotation, molecular function: RNA binding; pseudouridine synthase activity. The transcript has a single exon.